UACGCUCUUUUACCCCCCCCCCCCUCUUUCAUUUACAGCACACACACAUAUCGCCGAUGACCGAUAAUCGACCAGCAUGAUCCGCACACUCUCCCUCGCGUGCAGCGCGCUGCACCUCCUCAUCCUCCUCCUGGCCACAUCAACCGCGGCCGACAACUUCCCGUACGUGGGAUUCCGGACGGCGGCGUUCCUACCCCCGCAACUCAAAGUGACCAAGACCGGCGCGACGGACCCGGGGUACAUCUUCGUCGGGCCGCGGGGCAACCAGGGGCUGGGCACGGCGGCGCUGAUCUACGACGAAGAGGGCGAACUGGUGUACGAGGGCCCGCCGGAGGUGACGGCCAACUUCCGGACGCAGCGGCUGUACAACGAGGAGGUGCUGACGUUCUGGGCGGGGGACAUGACGGACCUGGGGUUCGGGUACGGGACGGUGCACAUCCUCGACAACACGUACCGCGAGAUCUACACGGUGACGCUGGGGGGCGACUUCGUGUCGCCGUUCACGGAGCCCCGCGACUCGUACAUCGACCUGCACGAGAGCCACAUCACGGACCGCAACACGCUGCUGGUGACCGCGUACAACGUCACGCAGCACGACCUGACGGCCGUCGGCGGCGCGCCGGACGACUAUAUGCUGGACGGCAUGUUCUUCGAGAUCGACAUCGCCACGAACGAGAUCGUGUACGCGUGGAGCGCGCUGGACCAUCUCGCGGAGAUUCCGCUGGAGGGCUCGAAGCAGGGGCUCAGCGCGGAGUAUGGCACCAAGGAGAAGCCGUGGGAUGCGUAUCAUAUCAAUUCGGUGGAGCUGAUGGAGGAGGGCUAUAUCAUCUCGUUGCGGCAUUACUGGUCCGGCUUCUAUGUUCAUAAUAAUGGCACGGUGAUGUGGCGGCUAAGUGGGGAGAAGAACACCGGCGACUUCGAGAUCGACGACCAGGCGGUCUUCUCGUGGCAGCAUGACAUCCGCGUCUACAACCAGACGGCCGAGGGCAUGGUGCUGAGCCUGUUCAACAACGCCAACACGCCGACGGAGACGGUGGCGGCGACGACGGGGCUGAGUUUCUACGUCGACCUGGUGCAGCACAAGGUGUCGACGCUGCGCGCGCUGUCCGACGCGGGGGACGUGAUCCACAGCGUCAGCCAGGGCAGCUUCCAGCUGCUCAGUCCGGAGUCGUCGCAUGUGGUGCUGGGGUACGGGUCGAUCGCGCGGGUCAAGGAGUACGACGCGCAGGGGCGGGCGGUGAUGACGGCGCAGUUUGGCGAGGACAACGCGGUGGCCUCGUACCGCGGGUUCAAGUGCCAGUGGAAGGCGACGCCGUUCUGGCCGCCGGCGGUGGUGUCGAUCCGCACGUCGGACGACCAGGCGACGGUGUCGAUGAGCUGGAACGGGGCCACAGAGUAUGACAACUGGGCGAUUUAUGGGGUGGUGGACGGGGAGGCGAGCUUCGUGAAGAGCGUGCCGCGGGCGGGGUUCGAGACGACGGUGCAUUUGAGCGGGCUGACGAGUCGGUAUAUGCAGGUGGUUGCGCGGCAGGGGAAUAUCCCGCUGGGCACGUCGGCCGUGAUAGAUGUGUAGGUGGUGUAUAUAGAAUAGCUGGAGCUAGACUCGCUGUAUUGCACAUCAGGACUGUUUACCUUCUUAUUGAAUAGAC
Aspergillus uvarum CBS 121591 is the source of this 1649-nucleotide messenger RNA. RefSeq names its product arylsulfotransferase family protein. Bases 77 to 1573 code for a protein of 498 amino acids. Lineage: Eukaryota; Fungi; Ascomycota; Eurotiomycetes; Eurotiales; Aspergillaceae. The transcript has 2 exons. The record is from RefSeq and is a predicted model, not a curated record.